CGGACGAGGAUCGACGACCGCUGCCUUGUCAGAACCCACCGCGACCGACCCCAGAUUCCCAUUUCUCCACCUCGCAGCUCCACUCUCCAUACACAUUUUCUCCUUCCUGUGCCAUUACCAGGUGUUGCUGCAUUUCUUGGGGUCUCCAACUAGGGUGAUAUAGGUUACAAGCGAGGAUAAAUUUGCCUUCCUCAUGUCGUGGUCGCGGCUGUUCCUCGGAGGUGGUCUCCAAAGAAUAGAAAUAAGAGCUAGGACUCCCCUCGGCCACCUUUGGGGGAAAGAGUGGUCUGCUCUUACUGUCAGUAUUGGAAACUAACAUUGUGCUCAUUAUGGCGACUACCAAGAUAUUCAAGCCCGCCACCCAUGAGGUCGGCGCCUCCGACCCCAUCCUCACCCGUAUCGCCGAGGAAGACAAAGUGCCCUGGUAUCGCAAACGGAACCUGCGAUAUCUCUACUUCAUGCUCUUCCCAACAUGUAUGGGCAUUGAGUUGACUUCUGGAUUUGACUCGCAAAUGAUCAAUGCCCUACAGAUUGUCCCGUCUUGGAUUGAAUACUUUGGUGACCCUGAGGGCUCUCUGAAAGGCAUCAUUGCCGCGGCUUAUUCGCUUGGUGCCAUCUGCUCUCUACCUUUCAUUCCGAUUGUCAACGAGAAACUGGGACGAAGAGGAUCCAUCUUCCUUGGUUCGCUCAUCAUGGUCGUCGGCGCCCUCAUCCAAGGGUUUGCGCGAAAUGUUGGCAUGUACAUCGCUGCCCGUCUGAUUCUGGGUUUUGGGAUACCGACUUGCAUUGUCUCUGGCUCUGCCCUGAUUGGUGAACUCGGGUAUCCCAAGGAACGACCCGUUUUGACGUCUUUGUUCAAUGUAUCCUAUUUCAUAGGUCAAAUCGCUGCCGCUGGCAUCACUUUCGGGACAAACAGCAUCGCAAGCAAUUGGGCCUGGCGAAUCCCUUCUCUUCUGCAAAUGGCUCCGUCGUUGUUACAAAUCUGCUGCGUCUAUUUUUUGCCAGAGAGCCCACGUUGGUUGAUCACCAAGGACCGCUCUGAAGAGGCGUACGACAUCCUGGUAAAAUAUCAUGCCGAAGGUGACCGGGAUUCUGAAUUCGUGCGCGCUGAAAUGGCUCAAAUGCAGACCACCAUCCGCCUGGAGCUGGAAGCAUCGAGGAAAUCUUGGUUGUCCGUCGUCCAUUCUCCAGGUAUGCGCCGACGCGUCUUCAUCUCCUCUUUCCUCGGGCUAUUCACCCAAUGGUCGGGCAACACAUUAAUCUCAUAUUACCUCGGCGACCUGCUGGCCAUGAUCGGCCACACGGACAGCAUCUUCAAACAGAAAAUCAACCUUGGCAACUCGUGUUGGUCCCUCGUCUGUGCGUUCACCGCCGCAAUGCUAGUGACCCGCUUCAAGCGCCGGACCAUGUAUCUUACCUGCACGUGCAGCUUACUCGUCGUCUACAUUUGCUGGACUGUGACGAUGCAGCAAUCAAUAUCGGCUGUCGAGGCCGGUCGGACCAACGCAGCCGCAGGCACUGCGACAAUCUUCUUCAUCUUCCUCUAUGCGCCUUGCUACAACAUCGGCUACAACGCCCUGACGUACACCUACCUCGUGGAGCUCUGGCCGUAUGCGGAACGAUCUCGCGGAAUCUCCGUGUUCCAACUGUUCGGCAGACUGGCCGGGUUCUUCACCACGUUUGUGAACCCCAUUGGCCUACAGAACAUCAGCUGGAAAUGGCUGAUUACGUACUGUUGCUGGCUGGCCUUUGAGAUCUGUUUCGUGUGGUUCUUCUUCCCCGAGACGGCAGGGAGGACGCUGGAGGAGCUGGCCUUUUUGUUCGAGGACAAGGCUCUCGCCGACCAAGCCGUCGUGGCUGUCGAGAAGGUCGUGCACCACGAAGACAUGGACCCGGUGGCUAUGGACGUGAAGAGCGCCGAGAUCGGGCACGCCGAGAUCGUGGAGGCAGUUGGCGAGAAGCCGAGCAAGGUGUAGUGGCCAGUGCACUCGCAAGUCGGUCCUCCCUUACUCUGGCUGUUGCAGCGAGGGACCGUCCUCAUUGGGAAGAUAAGAAUGGACGUCAAGGUGCGGGACAAAGCAAGGGAACAAAAGCCGAAAUGCUUGAGGAAUGAUGCGGUUGGGAAGUUCAUACGCAUAUGUGUGCGCGAGAACAGACUGGGGACAGAAUUGCGGUUAUGCAGAAGCGGUGGGAAUGAGCAGAGACGAAGAGAGAUACGGAUACUCACUCGUCGCACUGUCUCGACGUACUGCAGCAUCUGUUCUGGAUGUAGUUCGCAAUAUACCAAGUGUAU
This is a messenger RNA of Cladophialophora immunda, 2293 nucleotides long. RefSeq lists its product as uncharacterized. Bases 330 to 1976 code for a protein of 548 amino acids. Gene Ontology annotation, cellular component: membrane. The record is from RefSeq and is a predicted model, not a curated record. Gene Ontology annotation, biological process: carbohydrate transport; transmembrane transport. Gene Ontology annotation, molecular function: carbohydrate:proton symporter activity. NCBI's taxonomy places the organism in Eukaryota, Fungi, Ascomycota, Eurotiomycetes, Chaetothyriales, Herpotrichiellaceae. The transcript has 5 exons.